Dacryopinax primogenitus is the source of this 903-nucleotide messenger RNA. RefSeq names its product S-adenosyl-L-methionine-dependent methyltransferase. Gene Ontology annotation, molecular function: methyltransferase activity. Lineage: Eukaryota; Fungi; Basidiomycota; Dacrymycetes; Dacrymycetales; Dacrymycetaceae. The transcript is spliced from 3 exons. Bases 1 to 903 code for a protein of 300 amino acids. The record is from RefSeq and is a predicted model, not a curated record.
AUGGCUACAGUCGAAGUCCUGAAGCCAAGCACAGCGUACGACCCUGCGCAGGUCAACGCACACCGAGAAUACCACAAAGCCCAGACGCCCUACUUCUUCCCUGCAGGAACAGACGAAGCAGAAUGGGACCGGCUCAACGCCCAGCACUAUGGUAUCAAAGCGUACUUCAAGGGGAAUAGGCAUGGUGCCCGCUGGCCGAAGACGCCGAGGCGGAUCCUCGAGCUAGGCGUGGGAACAGGAGCGUGGGCGACCGAGGUUGCCGCUGAGUUCCCCAAGGCGCAGGUCGUGGGUGUUGAUGUUGUCCAGCCGCGUUUGGGGAAAACCCCUCAAAAUUUUACAUUUGUCUCCAUGAACGUCCUUGAUGAUGUCUGGCCCUUCGAGCCGGGGUCAUUUGACGUCGUCAACUGCCGAUUCCUCUUGAUGCACAUGCCAAACUUCGAGCGUGUGCUUAACAAAGCCAUCGACGUGACCGCGCCAGGGGGGAUCCUGAUGCUCGCCGAUCCUGCAUCUCGUUUCCAGGCCGAAGGCAGGCCUGUUCCGCCAGAGGCAUCAAAGUUGUACGACGUCUACUGGGGUUACUGCAAGACCCAAGGAAUCGUUCCUGGCACAGGACCGUUGUUCGCCCCCCUGCUCGCGGCAAGCAAGAAAUUCAGCGAGGUGCACGAGCUCGUCCUCCCGGCUUGUAUGGGCCCUUGGCCAAAGAACGAACGGCUCCACCCGUUUGGAGAAGGCAUGCGCAAGGGGAUCAUCGAUGGUGCCAGGUCGCUAAAUUCGAAGGUAUUCGAGUUUGGCCUGACGGGGGAGAUCGUGGAGGGCAUGGUGAGGCAGGUGCUGGAUCCGGAGAAUAGGCUGUAUGUUGAUGAGUACUUUGUCUGGGCGAGGAAGAAGCAAGAGGGCUUGUAA